AUGUCCUCCACACUCUCUUCCGCUUCUACUCUUGAUCCUCUUUCAGUCUAUUACGGAAACAACAUUCCAGCCCAAAUGUCCGCAGUCCGCAACGGUUAUUUGCGAGACCUGCACGAAACAGUUGCGGAUCUCAUGAAUAAAAUCAAUCUUCAAUCUCCGGAGGGGGUUCAAAGGCUCAGAGACGCGGAGGAGACUAUCUUCCAGACCUCUAGAACCGAAACAGGCGAAUAUGUGUGCAGGUACGAAAAUUGCGCGCAUUGUACAGUAAUGAACGAGAACCAAUUCUUGGAUCAUCAAGCAACUCAUCAGCACAUACGCUACCGCUGCCUCAACUGCAACCAAGAAUUCAGAUUUAUGCGGGAGUAUGAACAGCAUCAUUCGGUCAACCACGAGGGAGACAUGAACUUGGAGCUUCCCAUCGCAAAAGAAAAAAAGAAAAAAAAGAGAGAGAGAAGCUACACAUCUCAUCAAAACGCAAUGAGAUUAGAACAAUCUAAGGGCCAGAUUUCGACUCCCUCUAUGCACGACUCACCUAUGCUUAGUCACUCCCUAAUAUGA
Molecule: messenger RNA, 558 nt
Organism: Morchella importuna
Lineage: Eukaryota; Fungi; Ascomycota; Pezizomycetes; Pezizales; Morchellaceae
Exons: 5
Coding region: 1-558 (185 amino acids)
Source: RefSeq, a predicted model, not a curated record